AUGGGUCAAAUCCUUUCACAACCUGUUACUGAAAAACAUUCUGAAGAUGGUCAAGAUAAAUAUUUAGCUUAUGGAUUAUCUUGUAUGCAAGGUUGGAGAAUUAAUAUGGAAGAUUCACAUGCUACAAUUUUAAACUUAAAUGAGAAACAAGAAGAAGUAGAACAUGUUGCAUUUUUUGGAGUUUAUGAUGGUCAUGGUGGUGAAAAAGCUGCAAUUUUUACUGGAGAACAUUUACAUCAAUUAAUUAAACAAACUAAAGAAUUUCAAUCAAAGGAUUAUAUAAAUGCAUUGAAACAAGGAUUUUUAUCUUGUGAUCAAGCGAUAUUAAAAGAUUUUUUUAUGAAAGAUGACGAAAGUGGUUGUGCAGCCACAUCAAUUAUAAUAACUCCAAAAAAUUUAAUUUGUGGUAAUGCAGGAGAUUCAAGAACAAUUAUGUCAAUAAAUGGAUUUGCUAAAAAUUUAUCAUAUGAUCAUAAACCAAGUAAUGAAGGUGAAAAGGCAAGAAUUUGUGCUGCUGGUGGUUAUGUUGAUAUGGGUAGAGUUAAUGGUAAUUUAGCAUUAUCAAGAGGUAUUGGAGAUUUUGAUUUUAAAAAAAAUGUUGAUUUACCAGCAGAAGAACAAAUUGUAACGUGUUAUCCAGAUGUAAUACAACAUGAAAUUGAUUAUAAACAAGAUGAAUUUGUUAUAUUAGCAUGUGAUGGUAUAUGGGAUUGUUUAACUUCACAAAAAUGUGUUGAAUGUGUUAGAAGAGGCAUAAGUGAAAGAAAAUCAUUAACACAAAUAUCUGAAGAAAUAAUGGAAUUAUGUUGUGCACCAACUUCUGAUGGUUCUGGUAUUGGUUGUGAUAAUAUGUCAAUUGUAAUUAUAGCAUUAUUAGAUUAUGAAACUAAUGAAACUUUAGAUGAUUGGUAUGAUAAAAUUACUAAAAGAAUUGAAGAAAAUGAUGAUGAUAAAUAUGGUUCAAUUUCAAAACCUUAUGAUGAACUAUAUAAAGAAAUGUAUGGUGAAUAUUAUGAAAUAGGUCAACAAUCUCAAGGUGGUAACAAUAAUAAUAAUAAUAAAAAUUUAGGUAUGGCUAAUGGUAAUUCAAUAUUUGGUAGAGGUGGUUAUGAUGGUGAAGAAAAAGAUGAAGGAACAGAAGAUGAUGAUGAACCAGGUUUAAAUUCAGGUGCUAUUUCUUUACAAAAAUUAUUAGCUUCAAAUGCAAUAACUAAUGAAAAUGGAGUAAUAUAUUUAGAUACAUCAAGUGCUCAAUCUUUAUUAGCUCAUUUUGGAGUAUCUGAACCAAGCCAUGAACAUGAAGAAGAACAAAAAAUUCAAGAACAUGAAGAUGCCAAGGUUGAAGAAGUUCAAGAUAACGAAGAUGAAGAACUUAUUGAAGAUAUAAAAGAUGAUAAAGAUGAUAAAAAUGAUUAA
Messenger RNA from Insectozyma verbasci, 1416 nucleotides. Lineage: Eukaryota; Fungi; Ascomycota; Pichiomycetes; Serinales; Debaryomycetaceae. The record is from the annotation of a GenBank genome assembly.